AUGAUUGCUGAAGGAACGCAUUAUAUAAAACGAAGAGUAAGAUCUGGAGCUGUAGAUGCACAUCCAACAGAACCUGCUAUUGUAGUAAAUUAUGAACUAGAUGCAUUUGUUCUUGGUGAAAAUGGAGAACCUGUAAUAGGCGAUCAUAAGGAAUGUCAAAAAGUAAUACAUUUAAAAAGUUUGAAUAGUAAUACAGAUUGUAGAGCAUUGGCAAAAGAAGUAAUACAUAAAUGUAACCUUAUACACGAAACCAAACUAUAUGAUGUAGAGCAUUUAAUUUACUAUUUGCAAACUCGCUCAACUGCAAAUAACAAAAUUAAAGAGGACAAAAAUCAAUUGGGGUUAGAAAGUAGUCCAUCUAGUAUAUAUCACAUAUGUGGUUUAAUGCCAGAAGAUAAAGCAAGUUUGGCUAAAAUUGAUGAAUAUAUUGAAAUGUUAUAUGAUGAUAUGCCUCAAAAAGUUCGUGGGUCUGGAUUCAUACUGAAAGUAACCUGUGAUAAAGAUAACCUUGAAGAACUAUCAUCAUCAGAGCCAACCAUGAGCGCUUUAGCAAGAGUUCUUCGAGAAGAAUAUCGCAAGAGUUUUGAACUUAGUUCAAAUAUAAUAAACAUAUUUCUUUGUUUUUCUGCUUAUAAAAUAUUUCAUAAAAUGCUCAUUGACCACAAAAUUUGUUUGUUGUGUGUUGAAGUGCUAGAAUAUGAAUUGAAUCGUUAUGAUAAGCUUAAAAGUCAAAUAGUAAGUGCUCCUCGUGAAUCCAAACCAUCAAAAGUACCAACACCUUCAAAACUGCCUGUUCCUAGAAGUGCUCCUAUAACAUCUAAAAUUGUUCGAAGCCAAAUACCUGUAAGUGCUAGUACUAAUAGUGACAGUCGAAGGCAUUCUGCAUCUUUUGAAAGUGCAAAACAAACUGUAAAAGAUAAGACCCAAAAAUCUUUAGACACCAAUAGUAUAAAAACAGGAAUAUCGGCUAGAAGUCCAGAUGAAUUAGCAGUCCACCAGCUUAGAAGAAACUUAUUUAAAUUAGGAAAAAAUCAGGAUCAAGCAUUAAAAGGUGCUGUUGAACUAAUAUAUAACUUAACAAUUGAUAAAACUAUGGAAGAAAAAGUUGUUCGCAAAGGCAUUAUAAAGUUAUUAUGUCUUUUAUUAGAUAGAACAAGUACUGAUUUACUUUUAAUGAGUAUUAAAUUAUUAAUUCAAUUAUCAGUUUAUAAAGAACAUGUAGAUAAAAUGAAAAAAUAUUCAAUUGUUGAAAAAUUACCCAAAAUGUUCAUGAUGAAAAAUUCCAGUCUGGAAAAUUAUACUAUUAAAUUUUUAUACAAUUUAUCAUUUGAUGUAACACUUAGUGAUGAGAUUUUAAAAGUUGGACUCCUACCAAAAAUAACAGAAUUAAUAGGCACAGAAGAGAGUAGUGAAUUGGUAUGCAGGCUAUGUUACCAUUGUAGUAUGGACGAUCGAUCUAGAGCCUUGUUUUCACAUACAAAUUGUUUAUCAAAGAUUGCAGAUUUAUUAUUAACAUUUAAUCAGUACAAUUUAAUAUUGGCUGCAUUAUGCACAAAUUUAACUCUAAAUGAACGAAAUUCACAACUUUUAAUUGAAAAACAAGGUUUGAAACCUUUUGUACAGUUAGCUAUUGAUACAUCAGACUUAAUGUAUUUUAAAAUCCUUCACAACAUGUCUAGUCAUGAGUCUUUAAAACCUCAAUUUGUAGAACUUAUUGGACAUUUUGCUCAUUUAGUUACUAUAUUAAAAGAUAUUGAAUGCAUAAUCGAAUGUGUUGGAAUUAUUGCUAAUGUAAACGUUCCAGAAGUAGAUUUUAAAGAACUUUUGGAGUCAAAUAAUUUAAUUUCAUGGAUGGUACAAUUUGUGAAUAGUGCAUGUAAACCAAAUCAAACUGUAACAGAUGCAAGAUUAUUGAUAGAAGUUAUUAAACUAUUGGGUACUGUAUCAAAGGAUGAAAACUGUGGUGAAUUACUGUAUGAACAUGGAACAAUUCAACAAGUUAUUAAUUUAUUAAAAAAUCAAAAGGGAGAUGACGAAUUAGCAAUACAAAUUAUGUACCUUCUAUAUCAACUUAUGUGUCAUCCAAUUACAGGAGAUUAUAUUAUACAAAAUACAGAAUGUCCAAUUUAUAUAAUCAAUUUAAUGCAUGAUCCAAACAUUCGAGUUCGUAAAAUGAGCAACUACUGUCUUGAUAUUAUUAAGGAAUUUGAUGAAAUGUGGACUAAAAAAAUAAGAGCUGCAAAGUUUUGCUGGUUUAAUGCUUAUUGGUUAAAUAUGAUGAAAAAUGAAUGUGAUGUGCCAAGUAUAAAGCCUAAAUAUGACCCUAAUAAUGAAAUAAAUUUAUACAGUUAUGUACAUCAAGCAAUAUUGAUGCCCGAAGAUGAUUUUAUGUAUGAUAAAGAUGAUAAUAUUGAGAUAAUGUCAACAAAAUCACACACCAAUAGUAGUCGGCCAGAAAGCAGAAAUCUAGAAGAUAGAUUUGACUAUGAACUUGAUGCAUUCAAUGAAGAGCAGUACAACAUUGAUAAUUAUGAUGAUGAUAUGACAAGUAUUGGUGGACAUUUGAUGCAAAAAUUUACAAACAACAUUAUUCAUUUUACAGAUUAAUUUUACUUUUUUUUCCUAUUUUGUUAUGUUACCAUGUUUCACUUUAUUCAUAUUAAAAUUUAUUAUUACAUCUAAAAUUAACGUUAUUAACCAUCUAAAUUAGUGGAAAAGGCUAAAAAAUAACUACUAAUUAUGUAAUUUCACAUUAUUUUGCAUAAAUCGAUAUUUAAUUAAUAAUUAUAUAGCCAAUAAAAUAAUCACUAUAACAAUAUUAUAAUAAUAUUUAUGUCAAAUAAUUAAC
Molecule: messenger RNA, 2848 nt
Organism: Myzus persicae (green peach aphid)
Lineage: Eukaryota; Metazoa; Arthropoda; Insecta; Hemiptera; Aphididae
Gene: Kap3
Product: kinesin-associated protein 3
Exons: 18
Coding region: 1-2607 (868 amino acids)
Biological process (GO): cilium organization; microtubule-based movement
Cellular component (GO): axoneme; kinesin II complex; ciliary transition zone
Molecular function (GO): kinesin binding
Source: RefSeq, a predicted model, not a curated record